CUAGACCUCACAGGCCGGAAAUGGUGCCCAGUUAAACAUCCUACAUUCCUUUCCAGGUGUCAAUCAUAUUUCUGUGCGAUGUCCUUGCAGAAUGUUAAUGUUUUACGAUGGGCCUGACGAUUUGUUGGACUAUUUCUGCAUUUAUCGGUCUAUGAAAGCUCGUCGGCUCGAACAAUGCCGUGUUUCAAAGCCGAAGAUUGUCCUAAAAAAGAAAAACAAUGAGGCCUUUUCCAGAAGAUGAGGAAGAAGUGUCAGGCUGAGAGCAGGUAUGUCCUCGCAACUCCAAGCGUUUUCCUCCCCCUCCGUGUCCUCCAGUGGCCUCUCCCGCUCUAAGAAACUAAAGGUGGAAAACCCUGUGUGGAAUGUAAGCAGCCUAUCAGACGAGAGCACCUGCUACCAGCAGAGCCCGAGUCAGACUAAUGGCUCCUCCCCCUCUACGUCCCUCUUCAACUACUCCUCCGGCCUGGUCGUACCACGGGAGCAGACGGUGGUACGUGCCGCCGACAGCACAGGUAGCGUUCCCGAGCCCUCGUCGUCCUCUUCUUUGUCGUCCCUAUCAAGUCGGCACGGAAAAGACGCCUCCCUGGCCUCUGAGGGUUACAGGAAACGGGGCAGUCUGAAGAGGAAGAGCGAGGAGGUGGACAGCAGCGACAGCGUGCAGAUCUUAGAGGAGCUCUCGGCUCCUGUGCUCCCCAACCGUGUUCCCAGAGGCAACGCUACGGCUCAGUCCAUCGCUCAUUCUGCGUCUACCACCAAGAGCAGCAACUCUCACAGUGAAGGUGACUAUCAGCUGGUUCAACACGAGAUCCUUUGCUCUGUGUCCAACAGCUACGAGGUUCUCGAGUUCCUCGGACGUGGGACGUUCGGACAGGUCGCCAAAUGCUGGAAACGUGGGACUAAUGAAAUAGUGGCCAUUAAGAUUCUCAAGAACCAUCCGUCGUACGCCCGCCAGGGUCAGAUAGAGGUGAGCAUCUUGAGCCGUCUGAGCACAGAGAACGCAGAUGACUUCAACUUCGUGCGCUCCUACGAGUGCUUCCAGCACAAGAACCACACCUGCCUCGUGUUCGAGAUGUUGGAACAGAACCUCUAUGACUUCCUCAAGCACAGCAAGUUCAGUCCACUGCUUCUGAAGUGCAUCCGGCCGGUCCUGCAGCAGGUGGCCACGGCUCUGAUGAAGCUGAAGAGUUUGGGUCUCAUUCAUGCCGAUCUGAAGCCUGAGAACAUCAUGCUGGUGGACCCCGUCAGACAACCAUACAGAGUCAAAGUCAUUGACUUCGGUUCCGCCAGCCACGUGUCUAAAGCCUUGUGCUCGACCUACCUGCAGUCUAGAUACUACAGAGCUCCAGAGAUUAUUCUCGGCCUGCCGUUCUGUGAGGCCAUUGACAUGUGGUCACUGGGUUGUGUCAUAGCGGAGCUGUUUCUGGGCUGGCCUUUAUAUCCUGGAGCUUCAGAGUACGAUCAGAUUCGGUACAUUUCUCAGACUCAAGGAUUGCCAGCCGAGUAUCUCCUGAGCGCGGGCACUAAAACCAGCCGAUUCUUCAACAGAGGUCCAGACUCCAGCUAUCCUCUCUGGAGACUCAAGACUCCUGCUGAGCAUGAAGCAGAGUAUGGCAUCAAGUCCAAAGAGGCUCGCAAAUACAUCUUUAACUGCCUCGAUGACAUGAUGCAGGUCAAUAUGACUAAUUUGGAAGGCACAGACGUCUUGGCAGAGAAGGCUGAUAGGAGAGAGUUCAUUGACCUGCUGAAGAAGAUGCUAACGCUAGACGCAGACAAGAGGAUCACGCCCACCAGGACCCUCAACCACCCGUUUGUGACGAUGGCUCACCUUCUUCACUUCCCGCACAGCUCACAUGUGAAAUCCUGCUUCCAGAACAUGGAGAUCUGUAAGCGCCGGUGUACAGUCUUCGACAACAACAAGAGCCUGUUCGCCAGCCAUAACGGCCCCGGCACGGCCACCAACCUCACAGUCACCUUCAGCAGUCAGCUAAAUCAGCACAAUCAGAUGGCCUCCACGGGGGGUCAGUCCUUGUCUCUGAGCAGCAACGUUCCUUUAUUGAACUACCAGCCUGGUCUGUACCAGCAGGCCACUAUAAAUAUACCAGGCCUGGCCCAGCAGAGCAUCCCAUUACAAGCUCGCCCCACUCAACUGUGUGCCCAGUCUGAGCCCUUCCAGCAAACCCUGAUUGUGUGCCCUCCUACCAUACAGGGACUGCAGACUUCCAAUAAACAAGCUGGCUAUCCGGUGAGAAUGGACAACACUGUUCCCAUAGUCCCUCAGAAUCAGCCCACACAACCCCUGCACAUUCAGCCCAGCAUGCUGACACAGCAAGGCUGGCCAGCGGGCACACAGCAGAUCCUCAUUCCCUCCUCAUGGCAGCAGAUGUCGGGCAUGGCCAUGCACAACCCCAGCCACCCUGUGCUGUCCAACUCCCCGCUGGUCUCAGACAACAACACCCAACAGAACACCAGCUGGAGGGGUCGACAUGGAGGUCAGUGUGAUGGGCGGCAGCAGCAGGGUCGUAACGCGGGCGCACAGGUCUCGCUCACGGGAGCGGCCAACAGUCGCACGCAGCAGAAUGACGUCAAGAAGUCGAAGGGUCGCCGUGCCGAGAGCAGAGCCAGGCCCGUGUCCUCUCUGCAGUCGGCCCCUUCAGCAUCACACAACUGCGGUGAUGCGUCCCAGCCAAUCAUUAUCUCAGACACGCCCAGCCCUGCUGUCAGCAUCAUCACCAUCCACAGUGACACAGAGGAUGAGGACGACAGAAAGUGUCCACCGGAAAGCGGCAGCUGCAGCGCGAACCAGCGAACCAACGUCAUCAGCUGUGUGACGGUCCAUGACUCCCAAGAUUCAGACUCCUCCACCAGCACUCCCCUGAGCCCCAGACACCUCCCAAACUUUAAAGAGAACAACUCGCGCUCCUCCAGAUCUCUGGCUGUGGUCAUGCCGUCAGUGAAAACGCAGCUCUGGGAUGAACCUUCGAAAGAACAAAGCCGUAAUAGUUCUGGAAAGUCAAAGAAAGGUGCAAGCUCACGAUCCAGUGGCAACCGGCAUCAAAGGGGUGCGUCCAACAAAUCUCAGCCUCUUAACCUGAGCCAGGCACAGCAGUUAAUGAUGUCAUCUCACGACCGUGCAGGGGGUGGAUCCUUAAGACGCCAGCCCACCUACCCUCCAACCGGCCCCUCCCACUCCUACAGGCUACAUGAGGCGUCGCUCUUUGGUUCCGCCUCCAGCCUGUACGCAUACCCUGCCUCUGCCGCUCUGGCCUCCGUGUCACAAGCAGUGGACCAGCUGCACAAUUCGGCCAGUUCCUCUUCCUCCAGCCGCCACGCACGCACCGCCGGGCCGUACUCCGCCUCUCUGAGUCUUCUGCAGAAGAACAGUGUGAUGGGCGUCAUGUGCCCGACCUCGGCUGCGUACCAGCAGCAGCAGCUGUCUGCGCAGUCGUACCAGCGUUCUGCAGCUUAUCCCCUGAGUCAGAGAAAACUCAAUCAGUUCCCUUACCUGUGAGGACCCGUCUGACACUCUGACAUGUGUGGUUUGAAAUGGAGAUGUCGUUGGAGGUGUCUAGUUUCAUUUCUUCAUGUAUAUUUUAUAACAGCCUUUUAUUCAUUUUAAUUAUUUUCCUUAAGGCAUUUCAAAGGUGCGUAGCACAUUAAAUAGUCUUUACCUAUUAUGCUUGCAUACUGUAUAAGAUGCUUAAAUGUCCACAUUUCCCAAAAAAUGCUUUUGUUGAGAAUUACAUCAUACACAUCUAACUUGAUCAUGAAAAUUAAUGAUCCCGGUAAACAACUUUUCUUGACCGAAGUUUCUUACAGAAAAUUAGCAUACUGUGCACAGUAUAUAUAAUUUAUUAUAUACUGCAGAAAUAGUAAGGUUAGCAUCGUGGUGAAUUUAGUAUAUUUGUAGCAGUAUGCAUUAAAAAACACUAUUGGAUAUCUACAAAACUGAUCAGUCAGUUUAGGAGAAUCCAGAAACAUGUGCCCUCAAUGGUCAGCUAUACAUAAAUGGAUGUAAACAGUCUAAAAAAUCUUUUUAAAAAGGCUACACAUUUAAAAUAAGUGUUAUGUGUUUAUGUUAGCUGUCUUUGGUACGUAUGUGAGUCAGUGAGUAAUGACUGCCAAUAUCUCUCCUUUAGCAGCUAAACUGGUAUUUAUAAACUCGAUUAAAAAAAUGUGUUGCAAUGAUACAUAAAUGCUGUCAUUCUAAGAAAGUUAGAACUGAACAGGCCAAACUGUGCAGGACGUGAUCAUUUUAUACCGUUUCGUUCCUGCAAAGAAAUUCCUAGUAUUAUGAUGAUGUUUAUCAUUAGAAUUCAGACAAACAGCUUUUCUAGAAUAGGUCUAAUCUAAGCACUUAUCUCUUAUUAAGGAGCGAUUCACAUUUCGCGUCUAAAACCGCGUGGAAAACGCGAGCCGCGCCACUUUCUCUAGUCAAAUGACCCACGGUGUGCGCUGCACUCUGAAAAAUGGAACUAUUGCCUAGAAAAUGCGCCUGCCGCGUGUCUACAUUUAAAACGAACUUGCGCGCGCAAAAGACGCGAAAUUUGAAUCGCCCCUUACUCGUUCAUUAAAUUACGUUUAGACAAUUAAUUCAAAAUAGAUGUUCAUCUUUUGGUGUACAGUUGAUAUAAUUAGUUUAUUUAUAAAUUAUCAUGUUUAAAUGUUAACAUUGCGCUUUGCUUUAUUUAUUUAAUGUGUGGACUAAAAUGUUUGUUUGUAUGUGUUUUUAUAAGGGCUGUCAAACGAAUAAUCACGAUUAAUCAACAUCCAGAAUAAAAGUUUGUGUUUACAUAAUAAGUCUGUGUACUAUGCAUGUUAAUUUUGUAUUUAUAAACACAUAGACAUGCAUGUAUACAUAUUUAGGAAAUAUUUACAUGCGUUUGUUUAUAUAUGUAUAUGUUUAUUAAUUCUUAUAUUUUUCUUAAAUAUAUGUAUGUAUGUGUAUGUUUUUAUAAAUACAAAAAUUAAUAUGCACAGGAAACAGACUUGUAUUAUGUAAACACACAAUUUGAAUCUAGAUGCGAUAAAUCGUUUGACAGCCCUAGUUUUUAUGUAACAAAUAAUGAUUUCCUUUCAAUUCUUUUUAUUAGUUUAUAUACAUUGUAUAAUUUGUACUAAAUUGAUUUAGAUUGUACACGCGUAUGUUUAUAUAUUGUUUUUAUUUCAUGCUUUUUUGUAUGCUUUUUUCAAUCCAUAACUCAAGAAGCUGAACUAAAGAAAUUCGUCAGUGUGUAUUAUGGCGCUUGUCAUGUAUUGUUACGUUACAUCAUUAUAGCACAACGUAUCGCAAUGUCUUAACACCACGUCCUAACCAAGUACGACACAAAAUUAUACUUGACACUUUCCGUGUCAACUCAAAAACUCAUGCAAAGAGCAAGUUUUAACUGCUGAUGUCGCAUCUGGUUUUAGACAUGGCCUUGUGUGGGAACCAGUGUUGGGUGUAACUAGUUACUAAGUAAUUAAUUACUGUAAUUUAAUUACUUUUCCCUUGAAAGGGUGAAGUAAGGGAUUACUUUUAUUUUUUCUGUAAUUUAAGUAGUUUCUUUUGAUGUAAUUAAACUAAAUACUUUGUGUAAUAUAUGUGUGUGCAAUAGUGGAAUUGACAUCAAAAUUCAAAGUUGAACUUUAAAUCUGCUUUAAUGUAUAAUUCUCACAUUUGUAAUACUUUGGUCAGUUAAUAAUACUACUUUAUGUAGUUUAAUGUUAUUUAUUUAAAUGAAUUAAAAGAGCCCUUUCAUGCCUAUCAUUGAAUCACUUAACUAAUCAAGGUUUAGGAUAUAGAAAGUAAUUAGUAAUAAGUAACUAAAUACUUUUUGGAGAGUAAUUUGUACAGUAAUCUAAUUACACUAUUGAAUAGUAAUUAGUAAUUAAUUACUUUUUGAGGGUAACUUACCCAACACUGGUGGGAACCUACCUAAAAUACAAGCGAGACUUAAACGGAUGGUUAACAUGUUAGCUGUUCAUCUUGGUUGAUCUUGUACCUUUCAUAGAGCACUUUAUGUGUCGUUCUGAACUUGUUGGAUGUUUUUUCUUGUGAAUUUGCCGGGGUUUUGCUGAAGUCUUGGCUUUGGUGCAGUGAUGGCUGUUUAUACUGUUUGAUCCCAAUGUGAAGUGGAGUGCGGAAUAGACUUCAUCACAAUAAACUUCAAUCCACAACACACCGUGUGUGUGCGCUUGAUAAAUUUUAGAGCUCAACAGCCAGUCUGGGUGAUGAAUGGACCGUUCCCUCUGCUUACUACACUCAUAUCUGUAUGUUUAUUUUUAUAACCUCUCUAAGGGAUUGUAUUUUGGUGAUAAUCUAUUGUCCCAGACAUUUUUGGGAGCAGCUUGUUUUUUUCUAUAAGGAAUGGUGCCGUUACAGACAGGCGGAGAAUGAAUCGGCCUUGUGUCUGUAGAAUGCCGUUCUCGUUGCUUUAGAGUGCAAACCCCUGUUCCCAAAAAAAUAAGCAUAAGGCAUAAACAUGGCAUGCCAAUUUUACUGUGCAUAUAAACAAUUUUUAGAGCUUAACUAUGUUUUCAUUAAAGUAAUGUGGAGUUGAACAUUUUUGGUAACACUUUACAAUUAGGUUUCAUUUGUUAAAGAGAUCACCCAAAAAUAAAACAUCACCAUUUAUUUACCCGGAAUGACUUUAUUUCUUCUACAGAACACAAAAGAUAUAUAAAGAACGCUGGUAACCAAAUAACAUUGACUACCAUUGACUUCCAUUAUAUAAACAACUGAGACAUUUCUCAAAAUAUCUUCUUUUGUGUUUGACAGAAGAAACAGUCAAACAGGUUUUGAACCACGAGGUUGAAUAAAUGAUGAUGAAUAAAUGUU
Messenger RNA from Triplophysa rosa, 6817 nucleotides. It is a transcript of the gene hipk1a, whose product is annotated as homeodomain interacting protein kinase 1a. The transcript has 16 exons. Gene Ontology annotation, cellular component: PML body; nucleus; cytoplasm. The record is from RefSeq and is a predicted model, not a curated record. Gene Ontology annotation, molecular function: ATP binding; protein tyrosine kinase activity; protein serine/threonine kinase activity. Lineage: Eukaryota; Metazoa; Chordata; Actinopteri; Cypriniformes; Nemacheilidae. Gene Ontology annotation, biological process: smoothened signaling pathway; peptidyl-threonine phosphorylation; intrinsic apoptotic signaling pathway in response to DNA damage by p53 class mediator. Bases 269 to 3508 code for a protein of 1079 amino acids.